AAAGCUCGUAACCUCUCAUAAAAUAAUCAAUCCCGGCUGUUUUUGCUUUCUCCCCCAGAUAGGUAUCGAACGCCCCGUCCCGCCUCAAAGACUCAAAAGAAAUGAUAGGGGGAAAAUGUACCAGGUCUUAGAUCUUCGUCACUGCGGAACACAUCCGAGAGAUUCCACGCGCGAUGCUGGAUCACGGUCCGGUUGCGCGCGCGCUCCUGUCGCUGGAGGUCUAGGGCCUCGAGGUCGUCGGAGAAGGAUUGCGACUCCGAUUGGGGGUUUGCGUUUGCGAGGGGGUGUUGGUCGGGUUGGUCGAAGUCGAGGAGGGCUGGGUCGGUGUCGAGGUGGAUGGUUGGGUCGAAGGAGGGGGGGAUUGAGGGGGACGAAGAAGUUGUCGGCAUCUAAAAAUUUUUGGUGGGAUUGUUGUUGAAAAGAGGAAAAAGAUGGCGUGUCGGAGAGACUGCGGUGGUGGGACUUGGACUUGAGAUGCCUGCCGCC
This is a messenger RNA of Aspergillus brunneoviolaceus CBS 621.78, 486 nucleotides long. RefSeq lists its product as uncharacterized. The record is from RefSeq and is a predicted model, not a curated record. The coding region runs from base 116 to 418 and encodes 100 amino acids. NCBI's taxonomy places the organism in Eukaryota, Fungi, Ascomycota, Eurotiomycetes, Eurotiales, Aspergillaceae. The transcript has a single exon.